UGUAGCUGUUGGAAGUAUAUAAUUAAAUAGGCUGCAAGUACUUUGGAAAUGUUGAUUACAUCUCUCGGUGCAUGGAAAUGAAUGCUACACCCAGCGUAGAAGAAUGGCGUGCAGAGAUUGACACACAAAUUAUGGCAGUCUCCUGCGGUAUUCAAAAUGGCAGAAAUGGAUGGAUUAAUGGACAGGCUGGAGAAAGCUGUAAUUCGACUUGAAUGUGUGCUUUCAAGUUCUUAUUCUUCCAACUCAGCAGACAAAAAUGUUGUUAAUGGCAUAAAUGGAGGUGUUGCCCCAUUUGUGGAAGCUUUUGAUGCGCUGAUGGCAGGGACAUUGGAGGAAUAUCUCAAGAAUAGCAAAGUUAUUGGCGGUGAAGUAGAGGCACAUGCUGGAAUGGUGGAAAAUGCCUUCAAAGCAGAAAGAGCAUUUCUGGUUUUCGCUUCGCAACACCAGCAGCCCCCUCAGGUGGAGGAGUCCUUAAUCCUAAAGCCAAUUUCUGAAAGAAUCCUUGAAGUACAGUUAUUCAGAGAAAAAAAUCGUGGAAGUCAAAUGUUCAACCACCUUUCUGCCAUCAGUGAAAGUGUACCAGCACUUGGUUGGAUUGCCAUGUCGCCAAAACCAGGUCCCUAUGUCAAAGAGAUGACUGAUGCUGCUACCUUUUAUACUAACAGGGUACUUAAAGAUUACAAAAGCACUGACCAACACCAUGUGGAUUGGGUCAAAUCUUACUUGAAUAUAUGGAGCGAGCUGCAAGCGUACAUUAAGGAAUAUCACACCACAGGAGUUUCAUGGGGAAAUGCUAUAUAUUCAAUUCCACCAACUGCCAAUGGAGGCACUCUACUGCAAAAAUCAUCUGAGCCAAGUUGUCCACCCCCUCCUCCUCCCCCUCCUCCCCCUCCAUGUCCUCCUCCAAUGGCUGAUUUUGAAGCUUCUAAAGCCAAAGAUGAUAUUUCCCAAGAUCGCUCAGCAUUGUUUGCCCAGCUAAAUCAGGGAGAAACUAUUACAAAAGGGCUCCGACAUGUUUCAGAUGAACAGAAGACUCAUAAAAAUCCUAAAUUGAGGAGUGAAAGUGGACCAAGUAGAUCCCCUACAAAAAGUCACACCCCAAGUCCAACUACACCUCCUGCACAUCAGUCUUAUCCUCCUUUGCUGGAACUGGAAGGAAAGAAAUGGAGAGUGGAAUACCAAGAGGGAUCACAAGGCCUUGUCAUUUCUGAAACUGAACUCAAGCAAGUGGUGUACAUUUUUAAAUGCAAGAAAACAACCGUACAAGUUAAAGGCAAAAUAAAUUCAAUUAUAAUUGACAACUGCGCAAAGCUUGGACUUGUCUUUGAUGAUGUUGUGGGCAUUGUAGAAGUAAUCAAUUCCAAAAAUAUUGAGAUACAGGUUUUAGGAAAAGUACCAACCAUUUCCAUUAACAAGACAGAUGGAUGCCAUGUAUACCUGAGUGAAAAUUCAAUAGACUGUGAGAUUGUGAGUGCCAAAUCAUCAGAAAUGAACAUCCUUGUCCCACACGAUGGAGAUUAUAAAGAAUUUCCUGUUCCUGAACAGUUCAAGACAUCAUGGGAUGGUUCCAAGUUGGUCACCGAGCCUGCAGAAAUGAUGGGAUAGUCUGGCACUGUAUUUUUCUAAGAGCACCAGCCUGACAGAGGGUGUUUAAUUUCAUCAUCGUAGGCAUUGCCUGCAUCUCACUCGCAGUAUGAACUGAAUUCAUAUUGCUUUUGUGGGCAUUUAGUAAUUCCACACAGAAUAAUUUCUAAUAAAUAUAACAUUUAUAGGAACGAUAUUGCAUUUUUUCUAUAGUAAAUAAUACAAAAGACAGUGGGGGAAGGGCAUUUACAAAGAGGCUCAAUACUAGCACAGAACAUUAAAAAAAUAAUUUCACUUUGCUCGACUGCUCAGUGAUUUAACUGGAGGCCCAUGGACCCCAGAUUUCUUCUGUCCAAGUACCUAAGUUCCGUUUACCAAAAAUUCUCAUAUAAUCCAAGACUUUCAUGGGAUAAUGGGUUGGCUAUUAUAUGCUACCGUUUUUUAAUACUCUUGGGGUAUCAACUGGUCCCUGGCCUGGGGUGCAGUCAUAACACCGGCACCUGAUUAUGUCCCAUAUAAUACUAUGCAUAUGUGGGCACUGGCCUCGUUUCUAGGUAAUGAAUGGAUGGCACAUGACUUGGCUGGAUUAAUAUACACGACCUGAAUUUAUCAUUCAUCAUUUAUUUUAGAAAAGCAAGAUCACAAACGAGUGCCUUUUCUAGGCAAUUAUCAACUACCAUAUAUGUUACUGCCCAGAAACCUCACAAUAUUGGUGUAACUGUAUAUACAUUAAAGCAACUAUUUGCGGCAUGCCACAGAUAUGAGCAAAAAAUCACUGGCCUCGAUAUUCAAUGAGACCACUUACUAGGUGUCCAGUCAGAGAAACUAUGCAGAAGCCUAUGCAUACAGUACAUACCCUCUAGUUCUGAUAUAUUUAUAUCUAUGUGUGCUCAAUAAGCUAAUUGCAGAUGCAGUAUACAUAACAAUUUGAGGGUCAUAGUGUAUUACCAUUUAACAAAUAUAUUAUAAAGGGGCUUUUACAUCAAUAAUUCAGUAAUCAUUUACAUAUGAAACAUUUUACAUUUAACUUGAAAAUUUGUUGACGUUAAGAAAUGAUACAGGUUGUGAUAAAAACUGUUACUGUUAAUAAAAAUAUAUAGUCAAAUAAAGGUACAUUUACAACAGACAGUCACCUUUAGACACUGUAAUAUUUCCCCAAGACUGUCCAAAUAGAUGAAAUAGCCAUGCUAUACAUUUGCCAUACUGUGGCCCUGAAAAGCACAAAAGUCUCAUCCCAAACACAGACAAUAUUAAUUCAAUACAAAAAGAAACAAUACUGCGUGUAUAUCCAGUCUUCAGAUUAUUCAUUACACAGCAGGGAACACAUAUACGUGCAAUAAUAACAGUAAGUGUAGUAAAGAUAACACAGGGAAGCAGAGCUCAGUGCUCUCUAUGCUGGAGACAAAUGAAACCUCUCAUGUGAGAGAAAUCUUUUGACAGACUAAAAUUCUCACCAAAUCCAGUGCUAUUGUAUGGAGCCUUUUGCAUCAAUUUCCAAAAUGCUGUUUUCAUUCCCUAGCCACAUCUUUGAAUAAGCUAAUUCACAGAGCAACACAAUUCUUGGAAAGCAUCUACUCACUAGGUUCAGAGAAUGUUACAUUUUAUUCAGUGUUAGACUAGCCUGCCAGUACACCAGAGCAUCUCCUAGUCAUUUCCAACCAGAGGAUCUCCUGGUGGGCUAAUUGGGCCCAGGCCAAGGACAGUUCCAAUCAGCCCUUUACUAUUUGUGCCAUAGGCUUACAUGCCUUUUAUAACAUUUGACACAGAGGGGCAGAUUUAUUAAGGCUCGAGUUGUUUUUAUCUGAAUUUUCGAGUUGUGGGACUUGAACUCCCAGAAUCGGGUUUUUCACAUUUGAGUGUGUGUAUAUAUAUAUAUAUAUAUAUAUAUAUAUAUAUAUAUAUAUAUAUAUAUAUAUAUAUAUAUAUAUAUAUAUAUAUAUAUGAAUGUUUAGAAAAUAAUGUAUAAAUAGAUAGCUAGGAUAUGCAUUCAUUUCAGAGGAAACAAAAAAUAAGUGAAGGUAGAUUUUUGCUCAGUGGAACUAAUUAGCAUGACCUGGAUAAUUCAAGAAGAUAUAUAGUUCCAUAACCAUGUGUCUCCUUUGGUAUAAUUAGUACAGAGCAAACUAUGCUUGAUUAAUAAAUGAUGUUAAAGUGAGGACUGUAGAGUAUGCCUAAGAUAAACAUUAUGGCAGCUCUCACUUCAUUGUAGAAAAUUUGCUAACAUAGUUAAUUCUGAAUUGAUUCAUUGAUUCUGCAUUUUGUAGCCUCUGUGCCACAACUAAAAUUUGUAUUAAAUAUCACUAUGAAAUUGUUUUAUUAGUGAUUCACCUUUAUUUCUUUCAAAGUACAAAUAGCUUGCUUGUUAAUAAGGGCUAUAUGACUUCACAUUUAUCCACCUUUAUCCACCUUUAUCCACCUUAAAGGAGAAGGAAAGUUUUUUCACACUUGGGGGUGCCAAAUGUUAGGCACCCCCAAGUGAAUUUAUUGAACCUGGGGCCAGUGGUCCUAUCAACAGAAAACUGCAGCGGCCCAGGGUUAUUCCAGCGAGCAUCACAGAUCGAUCCUCUUCCGGCUUUUUCUCGCAGCUGCGCAUGCGCAUAAGAGUGAAAAGCUGAACUAAAAACCUGGCUAUUUCAAUCUAGUGUGCAUGCGUCUGCCCCAGGAAAUUUGAAGAAAGAAGAAGCUGGAAGAGGAUCGCUCCUUGGUGCUCGCUGGAAGAACUCCGCAGUUCUCUGCUAAAAGGAGCAUCGGCCCGGGUUUCAGGUAGGUAAAUAAAUUCACUUGUGGGUGCCUAACAUUUGCCAUCCCCAAGUGAGAAACAACUUUCCUUCUCAUUUGGGUCAUGUGGGCAAUGCAGAGACAUGGGAUCUGAAUAAAUACCAAAUGUGGGUCUGAUUAAAUACCAAAAUGCAUGUUUUUAUGCAAGCCAUUUGGUGUGCACUGGUCUUACAGGGAACAUUGAUUCACACUAAGCAUUAUUAUUUGCUAUUUCCCUGUUCAUUCCAGCAACAUAGCUUGCACUUAUGGAACAUGAUCAAUCACUCGAAUGACAGCAGCUACUAUACCCCAGCAUUGUAUUAAAGCCCAUGUUUGCCUUAUGGAUCUGAAGUGUUUUUAUGAAAAUACAAUUUGGAAUUACUAAAUGCCCAGUAAAAAGCAAUAUUUUAGUUUCCAUUUUAAUUGCACAAUUAGCGUAUUGAUAUCUUGCUUAAUUUUUCCUUGUUUAGAAUAAGAUGCAGUCCUCUAGAAUGUAUAAAUCCAUGACAGCUGGUAGAAUUGCAUCUUUGAUGCCAAAAGCAAACGUGUUACUCUGCUAUAUUAACCGUAUCAAACUGCAUUCCUUUUUAUUAUUUCUGUUGGUGGAGUUACGUUAGCCAGCGUGUGUUGUAUCAUGUUUACAUUUUUUUGUGUAACGCUUACAGAAUAUGUUUCGUUAUGGAUCAACAGCUCUCUACUGAAUAUAUUACUGGCUGCUGACAUAUUCCCUUUAUAGUAGCGGCUUUUUAGUUUCUGCUUGACUACUGUAGGGAUGAGAGCCCUUGUGCCAGGGCUUUAUUUUUAAUGAGGAACUAUCAUAAAAACAAAGAAUAAAUAUAAGCUUUAUCUCAUGGAUAAAAAACGAAUUAAUUAAACAUUUCUGAAGUUAUCAAGUUACUGCCGCGUGUGAUCAGCGCCGGCGAUUUUUCAUUUUAGCCAGCGCAGAGUGAGGGAAGGCGUUCGGGGAGAUUGGUCGUCGGAAAGACGAGGCGAUUAGACGCCAGGCGACUAAAUCUCCCCGAAACGUUCAGUGUGACCUUACCCAAAAUUUCCCUCUGUUUCUCUACAUGCAGGCUUUGUGUCAGAUUCAGAUUAUAAAGGACACCUCUGCAUCAGUGGCCUGUGCUCCCUUUGAUGAUGCAUUAGAGCUAACUGGUGAUUACAAAGUAAAUUCUUACACAGAGCGGGAUAAAAGAAAAUAAUAACAGUCAAGAAUUUCAGAAUUAUCAUUUUUAGAAAGUUAGAAAUUGGUCUAAUGUUUUAAAAAAAUCUGUACAUGUAACCUCUUCUAUCCAUGUAAGUAGAUGGGUAAAUGCAAAACCCAAAAAGCAAUAAAUAUAAACAAUGAAUAUAAAAUGUGCUCUAUCUGCAAUUCUAAUCUGCUUUUUUUGAGGACACAGCAAAUGUGGGCAUGGACCUUACCAAGUUAUUUAUUUAAUAAACAGAAGAACCUAA
Molecule: messenger RNA, 5796 nt
Organism: Xenopus laevis (African clawed frog)
Lineage: Eukaryota; Metazoa; Chordata; Amphibia; Anura; Pipidae
Gene: cap2.L
Product: cyclase associated actin cytoskeleton regulatory protein 2 L homeolog
Exons: 13
Coding region: 157-1605 (482 amino acids)
Biological process (GO): actin filament organization; cytoskeleton organization; cell morphogenesis
Cellular component (GO): plasma membrane; cytoplasm
Molecular function (GO): adenylate cyclase binding; actin binding
Source: RefSeq, a predicted model, not a curated record